AUGGUAUGUAAAACAACAAAAGAAAUAUGGGAUUUACUAGAAAUAACCCACGAAGGAACUCAUGAAGUUAAACGUUCUAAAAUUGAUAUACUGCUUUCUAAAUAUGAACGUUUUGAAAUGGGUUCAAAAGAAACUAUUCAAGAAAUGUUUACUCGUUUUAAAAAUAUUACUAAUGAAUUAGUUUCUCUUGGUUCCUUAAUAACUCAUGAGCUUCACCUAUCAAACAAAAGCCAAGAAAGUUCAAAGAGCCGAGGAAUUGCUCUAAAGGUUGUCCAACCAAGUGAAGAGGAUUCCGAAUCUGGAGAGGAAGAAGCUGCCAUGCUAGUCAGGAAGCUAAAAAAGUUGUACCGCAACAAAAGGUUUGGUGACCAAAAGAAAAGGAACUUCGAGAAAAACCAAUAUUCCAAGGAAACUGGAGGAUGCCACAAAUGUGGGAACACAGAUCACUUCAUCAAGGAAUGCCCUCUCUGGGAAUCAGAAAAAGGAAAAGGCAAAAUGAAGGAACACGGAAAAUCUAAUACUCCAAACUUUUCAAAAUCUGAUUACAGGAAAGCCAUGAUAGCUGCGUGGGGAGACACAAGUUCCGAGGAUGAAGAAGAAUCCACGGAAGAAGAGACGGCAAACCUGUGUUUGAUGGCUAAACAUAGUGAGUCUGCUAAAAAGUCAGAGGAGGUAAAUCUCGAACCUAAAUUUCUGAAAUCUCUGUCAAAAGACAAAUUAAUUUCUUUGCUCAUAGAAACUUUGGAUGAAUAUAAAGAAAUAUGUCUUAAACUUGGACAAAAUGAAAAAGCUCUAGAAAUCUAUAAGGAUCAUAUGAAAUAUUUGAAUAGUUCAAGAACAGAUGUUCAGGGAAGAUUCUUUGAUUUGCUAGAUAGAAACUCUAUGCUAAAGGAAACAUUGGAAAGAGUCAAAAAUGAAAAUAUCAUGUUAAAUAUUGAUUUGACUCAGUAUAAAUUGUUAUGCACUAACAUUGAUUCUAAUAAUGUUCUUCAAUUGCCUUUAGUAACCUUUAAUGAUGAUCUUGAAAAUUUGAAAAAAGAAUUGCAGGUUACUAAAGACAAAAAUGAAUCCCUUGAAAAGGAUUUAGAAAGAGCUAGAAACAACAAAAGUGCAAUCCACAUGGGAGUUCCAAAGUGGAUAUCUGAAGCUCAAACCAGAAGGACAGAGGGUUUGGGUUUCAACCACAAAAAGAAGAAUAGUGGUAAAAAGAAAAAAUACGUGGAACUCCCUAGUGAGACUGUGUGUUCCUUCUGUGGCAAGUCAGGACACAAAGAUACUGAUUGCAAAAGAAAGGAACUUAAGUCCACUAAAAAUAUAGCUUAUGUAUGGCAAAAGAAAAAUGAGUUUGCUGUAUCAACAAAGGAACCCAUGAAAGAUGGGGUUCCUGAAUCUAACCCUUACAUCAUUCAGAAUGACACUGGGAAAGUUUUGCUGGAAGGAACUCGGAAAGGAAACACUUAUACAGUGGAUCUCAAUACAGUUCCGAGGAAUAACUUAACUUGCCUCAGUGUCAUUGAGGAUGAUCCUUUACUGUGGCAUAAACGUUUUGGUCAUGCAAGUUUCUCUUUGAUUGAUAAGUUAAGAACAAGGAACUUGGUAGAGGGACUUCCUUCAAUCAAGUUCCUACAUGACAAAAUUUCUGACGCUUGUGUGAAAGGAAAGCAGGUCAGGACAUCCUUUAAAUCCAAGAAGAUGGUGAGUUCCACAAAACCCUUAGAGUUAAUUCAUAUGGAUUUAUGUGGUCCUAUGAGAAUUCAAAGUAGAAGUGGAAAGAAGUACGUCUUAGUAAUUGUUGAUGAUUAUUCUAGAUUUACAUGGGUUAUUUUUAUGUCUAGUAAGGAUGAGACUUUUGACGAGUUUGUUACAUUUUCAAGGAGAAUUCAAAAGUCCACAGGUCAUCAACUGAUACACCUUAGAUCCGAUCAUGGCACUGAAUUUGAGAAUUUUAAAUUUGAUGAUUUAUGCAGGGAACAAGGCUUAAGUCAUAAUUUCUCAACUCCAAGAACUCCUUAG
Molecule: messenger RNA, 2013 nt
Organism: Chenopodium quinoa (quinoa)
Lineage: Eukaryota; Viridiplantae; Streptophyta; Magnoliopsida; Caryophyllales; Amaranthaceae
Product: coiled-coil domain-containing protein 186-like
Exons: 3
Coding region: 1-2013 (670 amino acids)
Biological process (GO): DNA integration
Molecular function (GO): zinc ion binding; nucleic acid binding
Source: RefSeq, a predicted model, not a curated record